AUUCGAGAGUCAAUGGCCUGAAGGUAUGUACUCUGCCUCCCUAUCUUAUCAUCCUGGCGUGUAACUUAUACACAUUGGCCCUUUGUGCAGUAGAUUAUAUAUUUCGACAGCUCGCUUCUCAACCUCUCGCAAUACCUACCCGAGCAUCUUCAUCCACAGAUCGUGGCUGUCUCUUCUUCGCGCAGCCGUCCUUCACCCCCCGAAGGGUCAGGCUCCCUCAAGCGUCCUCUGAGCCCGGUCCCGGAUGAGAUGGACACGAAGCGAUCUCGGGUGGAUGGUAGCAAGCAUAGCGCGUCAUCUCCAUCAGGUUCACGACACACUCCCAUACCUUCGUCGCGACCAUCGCCUAUGCCCUUCUGCACCCAGCCCUCGCAUUCUCCUGAUUCACGUCAUACUGAAUCUCACUACCCAACCAGUCCACCGCAGCUAGCUGUAGUGCCUCCGCCUCAUCCCCGCCCCAUUGGACCUGGCCAUGCUCUGAACAUUAUCGGUUUGUUCUCCAUCUCUCGCACCACAACCUCCGGUCGUGAAGUACGAGCAUUCAUUGGAGAGUCUCAGGCCUUCAAGACGGUCAAAUUUAAUACCCCGCUUCCUGUGCCUCUCUGAUGCCGACUCUGUCAUUAUGUGAUUGGUUACCUGCCGUUCAUUGUUGCACAGUCAUUACGGAUACUACUGUCCCACAGAGAGUCACACUCGUCGCUGGCAUACAAGUUCACAGCAAGGAAGAGCUCCAACAGAACUUGCUCGACGUUCUCGACUCCUUGCGAAACCUUGGACCGAACACAAGACAACGAUCCAAAAUUGCAAAAAAAACUUACCAUUAGGAUAUCAUCGGGGAGUAUCGCGCUACAGAGUGCUACAAAGCACUUCGUAGCAAAUUAUAUUUCCCUGAUUGUUGGCAUGGCACAUUGAAUUACCCAGUCUGCUCAGUGCAUG
Suillus bovinus is the source of this 936-nucleotide messenger RNA. RefSeq lists its product as uncharacterized. The transcript is spliced from 4 exons. The record is from RefSeq and is a predicted model, not a curated record. The coding region runs from base 250 to 606 and encodes 118 amino acids. Lineage: Eukaryota; Fungi; Basidiomycota; Agaricomycetes; Boletales; Suillaceae.